This is a messenger RNA of Westerdykella ornata, 2514 nucleotides long. Its product is annotated as kinase-like protein. Gene Ontology annotation, biological process: peptidyl-serine phosphorylation; intracellular signal transduction. The record is from RefSeq and is a predicted model, not a curated record. Gene Ontology annotation, molecular function: ATP binding; protein serine/threonine kinase activity. Lineage: Eukaryota; Fungi; Ascomycota; Dothideomycetes; Pleosporales; Sporormiaceae. Bases 366 to 2030 code for a protein of 554 amino acids. The transcript has 6 exons.
CCGCCAUUCACGCCGCCGCAGAAUUCCCCCCUGGUCCCUAGCCUACCCUGGGGCCUCAGCGCUCCUAUUCCAGGGCUUCAUCAACUUCUUCUCCUUUCUAUCCCUCUGCCAUUAUUUCCAUCUCUCGCCAUAUCAACUCCUGCCCGCUGCGCCUCGUCGUCGUCCCAUCCUGAAAGGACAUCCUCACAGCCGCGCCGAGCCUGCCCUCCGCAACCCCCCGUCGCUUCUCUUGUCCCCCGCAUCACCACCACACCCAGGCAACGCUCCUCACCAGCCCUCUCCUUCCAGUUCGACCGCUCGCCCUCUCAUGCAUUCGUAGCCGGCGUCGCUGUUUCCAAGGAGGCUUUCAGUCAUUGUGACUCGCAAUGGGUCAGAACAACGGGAAGCCCGUCGUCUUCACCGACCAAGUGAACCUCAAUCACUUCCGGUUACUACGAGUCGUAGGCAAGGGCGCCUUUGGCAAGGUGCGCAUAGUCGAGCGAAAGGACACCGGCCUCACCUUUGCUCUCAAGUACAUAAGAAAAGAUGAAGUUGUACGGUCCGAGAGCGUGCGCAACAUCAUCCGUGAACGCCGUAUGCUCGAACACCUCAAUCACCCCUUCCUGUGCAAUCUGCGGUACAGCUUCCAGGACAUUGAGUACUUAUAUAUCGUCGUCGACCUCAUGAAUGGCGGCGAUCUACGCUUUCACAUCUCGCGAAAGACGUUCACAGAAGAAGCGGUUCGCUUCUGGAUAGCCGAGCUUGGGUGUGCAGUGCGGUACAUACAUCAACAGGGCAUCGUGCAUCGUGACAUCAAGCCGGACAAUGUACUUCUGGACUCCGACGGACACGUCCAUCUGGCAGACUUUAACGUUGCCUCCGACUUUACCCCUCACAAGCCCCUGACCAGUAAGUCUGGCACGCUGGCCUAUCUUGCACCCGAGGUCUACGAAGGCAAGGGUUACUCUUGCGAGGUAGAUUGGUGGUCACUAGGUGUGCUCUUCUAUGAGUGUAUAUACAACAGGCGCCCCUUUGAGGCCAACAGUCACGAUUCGCUCGCACAAAAGAUCCUGAAGGGUGAGCCCACCUAUCCGGUCACAAGCCCCCCAGUCACCAUGCCUUGCCUACACGCAAUCAGCUCGCUCUUGGAAAAGGACCGCAAGAAGCGGAUUGGUGCGAUUGGAUUUGAAACCUUUACUGAUAAUCCUUUCUUCCGGCCGUUGGAUUUUGAAGCGCUGGAGAGAAAGGAGAUUGAGCCUAUUUUCCGUCCGUCAAGCGAUAAGACAAAUUUUGACGCAACGUACGAUUUGGAGGAGUUGCUUCUUGAGGAGGCGCCUUUGGAAGCUCGUGCACGGAGACAGAAACCGCGGGAGGCGCUGAAGGAAGAUGCUACAGAGCAGGAAAUACGCGCAGAGGAACUCCAUAAGAUGAUUGAGACGCUAUUCGAGCCUUUCAAUUACACCACCGUUGCGGAGCAGCGACCUGCUGCGGUAGCCGUCACGGACGAAUCGACCAUGUCGCACAUCAGUAACAACAGCGCAAAUACACCCACCACUUCAAGUUCGCCCAGGGACGGGGCUCAAUCCAAAACUUCACAGGACGAUCAGCUCCGCCCAACUCGGUCUACCACGACUGCUCGCUCCACGACACACUCGCCCAGCGGAAGCCCUCCCCUAGCUACCACCACUCUCCCACACCACGGUUCGAGGGCUUCGCCUUCCUCCCAACGCGGAGACCGUUCUGAGCAUUACCCCGUCGAUGCCUCGGAAACUUCGACGCCCUCGUUUUCCCGCCCGAUGAACAGCCGCCAGCGGGGUCCGCAGCGCAGUACCAGCAUGGGCGGCGGCGUACAGGUAGUACUCAACGAGACCGGCUCGUGGUCCGAUAUGGCUAAUCAGAGCUCUUCGCUCAUACAGAAUCCGAAUGCCGAAAAGCCAACGGGCAUGCUCGGUUUCUUAUCCCGCAAGAAGGGUCGGGACAGGAGUCCCAAGGCCAAAGAGAGGGGUGUGCUGGGAAAGGAGGGCGCCCGAGUCAUCAUCAGCAAUACGUGAGCGAUCUUCCAUGGGCAAAUCCGUCUCCGGCUUUCCGCAUCUUUGAGAAAUUCGCUUUUUGCUUUCGUUUCGGAAGUUUUCGACAUUGCUGCGUCUUACAGCAUGAGAGGCGUUAUGGAGUUCUGGCUCAUACCACUUAGUCCGUUCUUGGUGUCUAUGUACACCAAUGGCAUGGCUUCUUCGUCGAUGUAUUUUGCAUAAAGCAUCCUAUGCGUAUCCCUGGAGGUUUUACUCUAGGGUUUAUGCAUUUGGCGAGGCGUUGUGGGCAUGAUUGCAGCGUUUGGAGGGAGGGCAUCAAUAGGAAUGCUCAGACGACGCGUUCAGUGGGGGGCAAAGGUACAGAGGAGGACCAGGAAGAGCAGUUGCGAGUACUUGUACAUGUAGAAACGGGGAUAUCAGAGUUGGAUGUGAACGUGGGAAAGGGAGGGAACUAAAGAUGGAGGAAUCUGCAGUGGAGUUUGUGCAUAUUGGUUUUUGAAAAUAC